AUGGUGAAUCAUGUUACCAGUGUAUCAACAAGGAGUGGCAUAUCAGGUAAAGCUUUUUGUGCUUGUGCUUUCAAGGAGGAAACAAGUUGGAUCUUUGAUACCGAAGCUACAGAUCACAUGACCCUUAGCUAUGGUAACUCCCGUAACCCCUUAACACUCCCCCGCAAACUUGACACCGAAGAGGUGACAAGUUUGGAAAUAAGACGUGAAAAGAAGAAAUAUAAUAAAGAUGAGGAAUGGAAACAAAAUAAAAUUCAUCACAUAGAAAGCAGAAAGGGAUGCGUGCAGAGAGAAAAUAAGGAACAUUUGAAGGGAAUAAAGGGGUUAAGAGAGGAUGCAGCACAACAGCAGAGGAUAGGAGGUGAAACCAACGUGGGACACAGAGAAAAGAAAACGAGAGCAUGGGCAAGUUUGAAUUUCAAAGCCCCAUAG
Molecule: messenger RNA, 432 nt
Organism: Prunus armeniaca (apricot)
Lineage: Eukaryota; Viridiplantae; Streptophyta; Magnoliopsida; Rosales; Rosaceae
Source: the annotation of a GenBank genome assembly